AUGGGGAAUGCUUUGGGUCGUUCAAUUAAAGUGGAUGAAACUACUGUUAAGAGAGAAAUAGGAUAUUAUGCAAGUGUUUUGGUAGAAAUGGAUAUGUCAAAAUAUAUUCCUAGGAAGAUAUGGGUUGAAUCAAUGUAUGGUAGCUUUGAACAAAGAGUACAUAUUCCAAAAGUUCCUAAGUUUUGCAUUCAUUGCCAGGUAGUUGGCCACUCUGUUACUGAAUGCAGAUCAAAGAAAAAAAAUCAGGAUCAAGUAGAGACAGAGACAGUGGUUCAAACAAAGAAAACUUGGAGAAAGGUGAAGAAUAAAAAUAAAGCUGGUUUUGAUAUUUGCUUUGGUGAAGGUGGAUCAACUCAGAAUGAUUCUCAAAUACUAGAUAGUGAAGAUGAGAUUAUUGAUGCCAUAAUUCCUCCAAUAACUCCCGGUGGUGGUAAAACUUUAAUUGAUAAUUCUCAAAAGGUAAAUGAAGAAGUUGUUAAUUCUGGCAAAUUUCAAGUUCUCCGGAAUAUUCCUGAGGAAAUUCUCAAUUCUCCAACUGCCUUUCCAGAUUUAUCUUUAUCAAAGACUUUGGAUGUUACUUCAAGUGCACCUUCUAUAAAUGAAGUUAUUACAUUAAUACCUCAUUUGGGAAAAUAUGGCUCAAAUGCAGACAGUACUCAAGUCAAGCAGAAGGCAGAUAGAAGAGAACUGUGGAUUGAUAUGGAAGAAAUAAAUUCUUUAAAUAAACCAUGUCUUGUUAUUGGGGAUUUUAGUGUUGUUACUAGUAAAUAUGAAAAAGUUGGUGGUCUAAAGCCUUUAAGAAUCUCUAUGUUGGAGUUCAAUAAUUGUUUAAAUAGAUGUGGUCUGAUUCAAGCACCAAAAACUGGAUUAGAGUUCUCAUGUUGUAACAACAGAGCUGGAAGAAAAAUAAUUGCUUGCAAUCUUGACAUGGUUGUAUUUAAUAAUAAAUGGCUGGAAGUAUAUCCAAGUUGGGGUUACAAAGUUAGUGCAAGAGGAAUUUCUGAUCAUGGUGUUUUGUGUGGUGUUAAUGCAGACAUUCCAAAACCUAAAAAUGUUCCUUUCAGAGCUUUAAAGGUAUGGAAAUCUCAUUCUUCUUUUAAACAAGUAACCAUUGACUCUCGGAAUUCAGAAAUUAUUGGAAAUCCUGGGUUUAUUUUUAUGAGUAAAUUAAAAAGACUCAAAAAAGACAUCCAACUAUGGAACUGGAAUUCUUUUGGAGAUGUUACAAAAAAGCUAAAACAGGCAGAAAAAGAAGUUUUGAAAGCAACUCUCUUAUCUGAUAGAAAUCCUUUGGACUUAAAUCUUCUCAAUAAUCUUGUUACAUCAAGAGGAAAACAGGAGAUUCUUUUAGAUCAACAAAAGGAAGUAACUUUUGCUACAAACAUUUUUAGAGAUAUUCCUAUUAUGGUAACUAAUGAUGAUAAUACUUUUCUUGAAGCUACUCCAAAAGCAGAUGAGAUAAGAGAAGCAGUUUUUGAAUUAAAUCCAGAAAGUGCCCCUGGUCCAGAUGGAUUUGCUGGUUGGUUUUAUAGAGAAGUAUGGGAUAUAAUUAGGAAAGAUUAUAAGUGCAAUUCAGUUUUGGUGGAGUAG
Molecule: messenger RNA, 1590 nt
Organism: Papaver somniferum (opium poppy)
Lineage: Eukaryota; Viridiplantae; Streptophyta; Magnoliopsida; Ranunculales; Papaveraceae
Exons: 3
Coding region: 1-1590 (529 amino acids)
Source: RefSeq, a predicted model, not a curated record